AUGACGAAACUGUACUUAAGUCUGGUGCUGCUUAGCGCACUCAUUGCCACAACAUGGUCGGCAGCCUUCGACAUGAAAGAAAUUCAUGACCAGAACCAGCUGGUUGGCAUCUCAAAUGCGGCAGGAGCCAGAAUUAACCUCUUGGAUCCCAAUGCAAUGGCCAAGAAUAAGUAUACGCCACCCAAGGAGAAGGAUGCACAGUUCUGGUAUAACUUGGCCAACGAGGAGAUAGCCAAGCGUUUGGCUCAGCCCCAGGUCGAUAAGCGGAAGGCGAAGAAUGUGAUAAUGUUCCUGGGAGAUGGUAUGUCACUGACAACAGUGGCAGCUGCCAGAAUACUGAAGGGCCAACUCAAGGGCAACACGGGCGAGGAGGAUGAGCUGAGCUUCGAGAAAUUCCCCUACACGGGUCUGAGCAAGACUUAUUGCAGCAAUGCCCAAGUGCCGGAUUCAGCGUGUACAGCCACGGCGUAUUUGUGUGGCGUUAAGACCAAUAUUGUUGCGUUGGGUGUCACUGCCAAUGUGAACUUUAACAACUGCAGCGGCAGCAUGGAUCCCGCCAAUCAGGUCAGCUCCAUUGCCACCUGGGCGCAGGCGGCGGGCAAGGCCACGGGCAUUGUGACAACGACUACUUUGACCCAUGCCAGUCCAUCGGGUGCGUAUGCACACGCCACAAAUCGGUUCUUUGAGAGCGACACGGAUAUUGUCACCUAUGGCGAGGGUCAGAAUGAUCCGGCUACCUGUAUGGAUAUUGCCACACAACUGAUUACCCAGGCGCCGGGCAAGAAUUUUGAUGUGAUGCUCGGCGGCGGAAUGGGCAAGUUUUUGCCCAAAUCCGUUAAUGAUAUGUUUGGAAAUCCGGGCGAGCGUUCGGAUGGUGUGAAUCUGCUCUCCAAAUGGCAAUCCUUGCAUCCGGAGGGAGCUCUAGCCUACAAUCGUGCCCAGCUGCUGAGUGUAGAUGCCAAGCGUAUACCAAGAUUGAUUGGUCUCUUCAACUCUGGUGUGAUGGACUUCCAUAAAAUGGCCGAUGCCGCCACGAAGCCCACUUUGGAGGAGUUGACCAAGAAGGCCAUUGAGGUGGUUAGCCAGAAAGACGAGGGCUAUUUCCUGUUUAUCGAGGGUGGCCUUAUCGAUUAUGGCAAUCACUUCAAUGUACCCCAAAUGGGACUCGAUGAGGUGCAUGAGCUAUCCAAGGCUGUUGAGGCCGCAGUCGGAAUGACCAAUUCCGAUGAGACUCUGAUUGUGGUCACCUCCGAUCAUGCACAUCCCCUAUCCAUUUCUGGCUAUCCGGGUCGCGGUACCAAUAUUUUGGGCCUCAAUAACCACGACACCGAUGUCAAUGGUGUCAAAUAUGCCACCUUGAACUAUGCAGUUGGCACCAACCCGUAUCUGGACGAGAAUGGCAAGCGCGAGAAUCUGGAAGACAAAAUCGAUGAUCCCUCAUUCAUCUACCCAAGUUAUAUCACUGGAACGAUUGGCGUACAUUCUGGCGAUGAUGUUGGCAUCUUUGCCACUGGACCACAGAGUCAUCUAUUCUCUGGUGUUAUGCAACAGAGCACGAUUCCCCAUCUGAUGGCCUACGCAUCCUGCAUCGGCAAAGGACCCAAAUUAUGUGACAAUUGAGCUUUCUGAAUUUCUA
This is a messenger RNA of Drosophila grimshawi, 1636 nucleotides long. RefSeq names its product membrane-bound alkaline phosphatase (gene Alp7). Gene Ontology annotation, biological process: dephosphorylation. Gene Ontology annotation, molecular function: alkaline phosphatase activity. Bases 1 to 1620 code for a protein of 539 amino acids. The record is from RefSeq and is a predicted model, not a curated record. The transcript is spliced from 4 exons. NCBI's taxonomy places the organism in Eukaryota, Metazoa, Arthropoda, Insecta, Diptera, Drosophilidae.